AUGACUUCUACUAGUUUCUUGGAAGAACUGCCAGAAAUGUGUAAAGAUCUAUUUACACAAGAUGGUGUUCUUUGCAAAAUGAGCAAUGGCCGCCCCAACAGCGACCCCAACUCUGUUGGAAUGCUCUGUUUAGUCGAGAACCCCAAUGGAACGAAAUCCAUCGAAUGGCGGCCAAAUGAUCUAAUAACUGUCGACUCCGACGGACAAGACCAAGAAUGGGCAGUUGUGAACACAAUUGGUCGUCGUCAAAGAACUCUUAGCGGUAACAUGACUUCAGACUACGCAUCUGCCCGCGCUAGAAUCGUUAGAAUACCACUCGCGGAAUUAAAGUUCUUUAGAUCAUCCAGAGAUAACAAGCAGAUUCAGUUUUCAUCGAAACAAGGAGCUUGGCAGUACACCUUUCACUGUCAGCACGGAAACGCUGAAGUGUUUGUAGCGAACCUCAGGGCCCAUGUAAUAACUGUUAAGACAAGACGUAAUAGGAACACUUACAUGGUGGUCGAAACUAACCCAGAUGCCCAAGUGCUGAACAAAUCGUUUGCAGAAUUGGAUAUUUUCACGGAAAAUACAUCUGAUGUUGUAUGGAACAUGGUGUCCAAUUUUACAGAGAGACCUUACACAUCGGCUAUGGAGGCAUUUUCGAAAUUUACUGAUAUUGUGUAUUACGGCAACGAAGCUACUCCUGUAAGACGCGAUCGACCCGGUCAACCCACUGCUGAUGAUUUGGCAGAUCUUUCAUACGCUGAAGUAGAGAACCGAAUUGAGACUAGGAAGAGCGAUGAAUACGAGGUCGUUUCCCUCAAACCUACCUUACCUCCCAGACCCGAUAUACACAGGAGCUCACCAUUAUCGACAGAAAAAUGGGAUGGGUUAAGAGAUUCAGAAGGACGAAUCACAGAAGUAGAGGGUGUGAAACAGCUCAUAUUUAGAGGCGGUGUCGCGCAUACAAUCAGGUCUUCAGUAUGGAAAUAUCUACUAGACUACUAUCAUUGGGACAAAACAAACUCGCAAAUUAAAGCUCUAGUAAAGACAAAAACACAGGACUACUACUCAAUGAAACUCCAAUGGAGGUCCAUGACCGCUGGCCAGGAGUCUAGAUUCAGCGAUUACAGAGAUCGGAAAAGUUUAGUUGAGAAAGAUGUGAAUAGAACGGACAGAACGCACCCGUUUUUUGCCGGUGACAACAACAAGAAUCUGGUGACCUUGCAAGAUUUACUGAUGACCUAUGUUAUGUAUAACUUCGAUUUGGGCUACGUUCAAGGCAUGAGCGAUAUACUCGCUCCUCUGCUGAUGUUGUUCGGUAACGAGGUCGACACUUUUUGGUGCUUUGUCGGAUUCAUGGAGAAAAUUGCCACAAAUUUCGAUAUGGAUCAAGCUGGUAUGAAACAGCAGCUGGUAAAUCUGCAACAAUUGCUUAAGUUCGUAUCACCUGACUUAGCAAAACACUUGGCUGAGAAGGAUUCAGAUAAUAUGUACUUUUGCUUCCGCUGGCUCUUGGUCUGGUUCAAACGGGAAUUCUCAUACCCUGAUAUUAUGAGACUAUGGGAGGUGCUUUGGACAGGGCUGCCGUGUCCCAAUUUCCACUUGCUGAUAUGUGUUGCCAUACUUGAUAACGAAAAAGAUUUGCUAAUUAGCAAGGAUUAUGGUUUCACUGAAAUAUUAAAGCACGUCAACGAAUUAUCAAUGCGCCUAGACGUUGAUCUGAUACUGAGCAGAGCGGAGGCAAUAUACCACCAGAUAAUAGCAGCGACCCACUUGACCGAUGACAUCAGGCUCAUCCUUGGCAUCCCAACAGUCUGCGGCGACCCAGAGAAACCUGAUCCUGAAGAAAACGGGGCUCAGGCCAAGAACGGGACUGAAGCCAAGAAUGGGACUGAGGCCAAGAAUGGAACUCAGGCCAGAAACUCGACGCAGGACGAGGGUAAUGUAAAAUCGGAAGACCCAAGUAUGGAGGAAGUUAUGUAUCAAAUAGGUUUCGAUAUGAACUUCUAAGGCAUGUGUCAUUGUAGUCGAGAUUUUAUUAAUGUGUGUUUAUAUUUGAAUUUCAUAUUAGAUUUUUUUUUAUCA
Melitaea cinxia (Glanville fritillary) is the source of this 2067-nucleotide messenger RNA. RefSeq names its product TBC1 domain family member 15 (gene Tbc1d15-17). Gene Ontology annotation, biological process: activation of GTPase activity. The record is from RefSeq and is a predicted model, not a curated record. The coding region runs from base 1 to 1992 and encodes 663 amino acids. Gene Ontology annotation, molecular function: GTPase activator activity. Lineage: Eukaryota; Metazoa; Arthropoda; Insecta; Lepidoptera; Nymphalidae. The transcript is spliced from 9 exons.